Molecule: messenger RNA, 2577 nt
Organism: Heterostelium album PN500
Lineage: Eukaryota; Evosea; Eumycetozoa; Acytosteliales; Acytosteliaceae
Product: pleckstrin domain-containing protein
Exons: 2
Coding region: 1-2577 (858 amino acids)
Source: RefSeq, a predicted model, not a curated record
AUGUCAUAUGUACAUAGUACACUUUCAUCUAAAUCGAUUAGAGAACAAUUCUCAGAGGCUAAAGCACUCUUGGAUCAAGUUCGUCAAUUGAUUGACAGUGGAAGUCAAAGUGAGGUUGCAAAAGCAUCUUCAAUUUUGAAAUCUAUUCUACCACUUUAUAAGGAUAUCACUGCGAAUGAAGAGAGUAAGAUACCCGAGUAUUUGGAGCAACUCAAAGAGAUUAAAGUAAGAUUGACAGAGGAAACAAAUAGAGUCAUACAGAAGCGUGAUGAAGCAAAGAAAGCUGCUCUUACCAGUUCGUCUUCCGCUGACGAUAGACAACAACAACAAGCACAAGCACAACAACAACAACAGCAGAAUUCACCAUUUGUAAAGUCAGAGUUACCUCAGAGACCACCGUUACUACAAGGUUAUUUGAAGAAACUCGGUGAGAAAGGACUGGUUAAAUCCUAUAAGAAACGAUGGUUCCUACAGAAGGACAAUAAACUUUACUACUACGAGAAGGAGGGAGAUACCACUAGCUUUGGAUUCAUUAAUCUACCGGAUAUGAUCGGUGUCAAAACCAUUGAUUCCGGCUUUGAGUUGGUCACCCCCGGUAGAGUGUACAACUUCCAAGUGUUGAAAGCUGCCGAUCUAAAUUACUGGACCGAAGGUUUGAAGGAAUUCAAAAAGUAUUACACUGCAUUGCAAAACAGUUUGAAGCAAGCCAACUCUAGUUCAAUGAGUGACUUACCAAGUAAUCAAAUGAGUCUUGGUGAUCUUAGAAGACUUUCAACAAUUGAUAAUAGUAGUGGUAGUGGUAGUACAAGUACAUCUGGUGGAUCACAACGUGAUUAUAGAAAGAUGUCAAUGGUUGAUGGAAAUACUAAUACAACUACUACAAGUGGUAAUAGUAAUAAUAAUAAUAGUAAUAAUGGAACAAACUAUGGUAGUUAUAGUAAUGGUGGUGGAUCAAUGGAAGCGAUGAUGAAGAAGAGAGAGGAAGAAGAGAAAGAAGCAGAAGCAAAGAGACAGAAAGAGAGAGAAGAAGAGAGACAAAGGAAAAUUAAAGAAGAAGAAGAAGAACAACAAAGAAAAAAGAGAGAGCAAGAGGAAGAACUUAAAAAACAACAGUUGAAUGAUGAAAGAUUAAAGAGAGAGGAACAAAAGAUUGUCGAGGAAAUGAAGAAAUUUGAUGAAGAUAGAGAAAGACAACAACAACAAGAUAAAGUAAAAGAUGAAGAAGAUCAAAGACAAAAGAAACUAAUUGAAGAAAUGAAUGAGAAACAAAGAGAAAGAGAAAGACAACAACAACAACAACAACAACAACAAGAUAAUAAUAAUAAUAAUAAUGAUAACGAUCAAAAUGAUUAUCAAAAUGAUAGAAAAUCAAUUAGUUUAAAUUCAACACCAAUCGUUUCUUCACCUGCAGUUGUAGAUUCACCAGUUGCCACACCAACUUCAUCUACACCUGGCGUUGUCGGUAACAAUGAAUAUUCAUCACCCUAUUUGAAGAGUUCAUCUUAUCCAAAUACACCUGCUGGAUAUUCACAAGUCGAUGAGACUGCUCUAAGGAAGAAGAUCGAAGAGGAAGUAACCAAGCGAUUGAUGUCACAGCAAGAUGAACUUUUGGAGAUCGAAAGACAACGAAGACUUUCGCUAGAGUCAGAGAUUCAAAAGCUAAAGGAAAUCAUUGCAAAGCAAGCACAGUCAGAGAAAAGCAAUGCCAAUAUCAAGCUAGAGCUGCAGUAUCGUGACGAAGAGAUUGACCGUCUCAAGAAAGAUCUAUCGAUUGCCAACGACAAUAUCACCACGCUCCAAAAGGACAAUGAAACACUCGCUGCCAAACCAAAGGAAUCGUUCCCUCACGAGUAUGAAUGGGCCGCAGAGAUUUCCAAUCGUGACCGCGAGAUUCUCAGUUUACGCGAGCAAAUCGGUGAGAUCUCUGCCAACUUGAAGUUGAAGGAGAAUGCAGUGUCGGUCAUCAAACGUGAGAAUGAAAUGUUGCGUGAGGAAACCGAGAAGAAGGAUAAAUACAUAAAUUCACUCAACGAGAGAAACCGUGAUUCCGCGACCAUCAAGUCCGGUGCUUCUGGUGGCGGUGCCGCCGGAAACAAGGGAACGAUCGACAUCAACAAACUCAAGGAGUCGGUGCUCGCUCACCAAUCGCAAAACUCAUUCUUGAUCUCUGAGAUCCAACGUUUGGAGACCGACAUGGAGCUACUCAAGGAGAUCAAAGCGGAGGAGACCGAAGAGUUGACUCGUUCACUCAACGAAUGUAUAUAUCAAUAUAGAACACUACGCGAAAAACUAUUGGGUACGAACGAGACAGAGUACUGCAAGAAGAUCGAGAAGGAAAAUCUGCUCAUCAAGAAGGAGUACUUCCUUACACUGGCUGUCUCUGUAAAACUACAUCGUGGAAUGGCUGGAGAAUCGACCAACAUCAACAUCCACAAUCUCUAUGACGAAUCGAUACGCGCCAACAUCGAUUAUAAACAGUGGCCAGAAUGGAUUUCAUCGGUAAUCGAAGAUAAAAAGAAUAAUGUAAAAUUAAACUCAACCUAUGAAUCAAACAGACGUAGUAGAUCAUCUAAAUAA